AUGGAGGUGCUGCUUCCGCAGCUGCACUACGGCCAUGGCCAGUCCACGCUGCCAAACCUGGUGGCGGAAGCCGUUGGGCCCAUCCUGUUUGAAGCGGCAGCAUGCUGGCCCAAUGGCACGUCUGACAUGAGAGCGAGGUGCUGCAGCGGCGGCGACGUGGGUUGCUUCACGAGAUUGUACACCCACGAAAGGUGUUGCUGGGAGCAUGGCUCCACCUGGGGCCUACAGCGGCUGCCUGGUGCAUCUGCCGAGCCCCUCCAGCCGAGUUCGGUUCCGGAGUGGCCGGAGCUGAAUGACGAUGUGCUUCUUGUGAACCGACUGCAAGAAGACCCGCGUGGUGCGCGGCUUCUGCCGCGACGGCCCUUGGCCUCCUGCGUGCUUCAAGGUUCCGGCCUUCUUUUGAGCUGGCUUCAAUUCGUGGGCCGCUGCUCCGAGCUGCUGUGCCUGCCGCCUGUGCCUUCGUUGGACAUCUCUGUCCUGUGCCGACCGCUGCUGGCCCUCUCCAUGAUGGACGCCUACACGGACCUCUGGAACAUCCAGAGCGGCCGCGCGCCGGCGGGCCUGUCGGAGGUCCUGCAGCGGCACAACACGCACCUCUGGCAGGUGGCGGCCGCCGGCAGCUACUUGUCAAGGGGCCGUCCCACGAUCCGCUUCGGGGCGGCUUCGGCGCAGAGGUACCACGCCAUCGCCGACAUGCUCGAGCUCUACCAGGGGAGCGACAGGCGCUUGGUCUACGUUGAGGUGGGCGUCUUCGAGGGAGACACUGCUCUCCACCUGGCCAGGGUGGCGCAGCCCAUGAUGAAGGAGAUGCAUCUCAUCGAGCCGGACAGUCGGUAUUUGCAGCUGGCAGGUUCGCGGGUGGCGGCAGCAGUUCCGCAGUGGUCAAGCUGCUUUCAGAUUCAUUCCCCCCUACGCCCGGACUCGUGCGCCCAGACGCCCCGCAGUGGCUCCUUGCUGGUGGGGGAGGCGGCUCGCUUCGCGUGCGUGGAGUCUGCUGCCAGGAUGGGGGGGCACAUUUUCCUACACCUCGCCAAUGCCACCGUGGCUGCAAAGCGUUUUCAUCCUGGCAGCGUCGAUGUGGUUUUCCUCGAUGCGACGCAAGGGCGGUUCAAGGUUGUUCUGCACCACCUGGAGAGCUUCUGGGCCCUGUUGCGCAGAGGCGGAGUUCUGCUGGGGCAUGACUUCUACUAUGUUCCUGCACGGUGGAGGGGCUUCAAUGACAUUAUUGGCGCUGCGAUGGCCUUUGCUGCACGCCACGGGCGUCAGCUGUUUCUUGCUGCCGACCAGCUCUUCUGGAUGGUCAAGUGA
Molecule: messenger RNA, 1308 nt
Organism: Symbiodinium natans
Lineage: Eukaryota; Dinophyceae; Suessiales; Symbiodiniaceae
Source: the annotation of a GenBank genome assembly